Messenger RNA from Marchantia polymorpha subsp. ruderalis, 1340 nucleotides. The record is from the annotation of a GenBank genome assembly. NCBI's taxonomy places the organism in Eukaryota, Viridiplantae, Streptophyta, Marchantiopsida, Marchantiales, Marchantiaceae.
CUAGAUUAGCCUUCAUCGACGACAAAGGGCAUUAUGAAAACUCUCGUUCUCUCAUCCAGAGCGUGUUUCAUUUCGGAAUCUUAGCCUUGACGCUAUUGACGCCAUUGACGAGCAAGGAUCUUCCCACGAAGAAAUCUGUGAGAACGAGUCAACUCUAGAUUUUGCAUUUUGGAGAGAUGUUUUGAGUUUAUGUGUAAUGGAAAGCUCGUAGGUAGUCGCCACACGCGCAAAGCGAUUGUCUUCUGUAUAUAUGCAAAAGUGGCAACGUUCGCACCCAUCUUUACGUAUCAGUCCGAUUCCAAGCUUCUAUCAGUCUAACAGUGGUUCUACAUUUUGUGAAAAGGUGCUGAUCUCCUCCUGCACAUUAUUCUCCUUGAAACUUCAGCAUUUAUUCAGUGGAUUUCUCCGGCAACAAGCAGAUUGACAAGAGUAGCAUCGGACUUGGAAUUUUUAUUAAACAUGGCAACGGAGCUCACUUUCCUCUUCUUGAUCACUCUUGCGUGCUCAGUAAUGGUCGAAGCCAUUUCUGCAAUGUCUGAUACAGUUCAGCUGAUGCCUUCAGUAUCAGGAGCAACCAGGCAGGUAUGGUCCCUAUUAAGAGGCGCACAUUUCGAAAAUGUGAAUAUUGAAGUCUGGGAAUUCGACGAAAGCUCCAGAAAGAUGUUGCACUUGCGGGAAGAUAUGAGGAUAGCGCCGCCGAUUGCAUUCACUUCCUCAUCGAGUGUAACCCAAGGACCCCGAAAACUGCUCGUACGCGAGAAUAGCGACGGUGACCCGGACGCGAACCCGCCUCCUAAGAAACGCUCGCCUCCAGGUCCAACAGGCUAGAAUUGCACUCGGACACGCAUCUUCAGCAACUGGGCUUGACGUGAUUGUGUAUGUUUUCAUCACCAACCUAAAAAUCGUAUUCAGAAUUUUACAGUGAAGAUUUAUCUGCACGGAAGAAUCGGAAUGGAGGCCACCUUUCAAAACUCCGUACCGACUCAAUAGGACUCCAAAUGGACAGGAUGGGGAAAUUUUCAAGUCUUCGUAAAACUCUUCUUCCUUGCCUUGAUUUAGAGCCGAGGGGAGAUACCUGCUGCUUCUUCAACGAUAGUCUCGAUACUAUGUCACCACAAAAAUGCGCUAUUGUAUAGUUGUCAUGAAAGUGCCUUCGAAACUUGUCUCAUUACAGAUUGCUUGUACUGGCCCUUUUCUACUGUACAGCCCUGAACUCGACUUUUAUUACAAUCGGAGUAAAAGUGUCCUCCUCUUUGGAAGAUGUUUUGAGUAAAGCUGCAAUCAAACAGACCAAAGCUUCGUGGCCGAUGUAUUGGAAUAAGGACUUACAGCAGAGUUUU